AUGGAAAUAUUCCAACAAACUUAUUGUAUUGAUUAUAAUGGAUGGGUCUCGGGAGUUUCGUCGGCGCCGCCGCCGAAACAAAUCGAUUUUGCCUCGCAGACGAUUCCGGAAUUAAUUUACACGAAAACUGGAAAUGACCGUGUGGCUGCGGUUUUCGACGCCGAAUCUCAGAAUUACACGUUCUCCAAAAUCAUCAGCGAAAUGGAAACACUGGCUGCCGGAUUUCUGUCGAUUGGUCUAAAACAGGGCGACCGUGUGCUGGUCGCUGGAAGCAAUCAUUCCCAGGUAAUGAUCUGCGCAUUGGCAUGUGCUCGCGCUGGACUCGUCUUCUCAUUGGUGAACCCAAAUUUUCCCAACAGCCAUCAACUCGAGCGCGCUCUGAUAACCGGCGAUUUCACUGCGAUUGUUUGCUUCCGCGCUCAUCAGUACGACGCCGAUCAUUUGUAUUCGCUUCUUGUCGAACUCGCGCCCGAACUAAUGACGUUCCGCAAGGGGGCGCUCAAAUUGAACGCGUUGCCGAAAUUGACGCACGUGAUUCUCGGCGAAGAGGAGCAUCGACAUGCUGGCUCUUUCACAUUAUCCGAGGUGUUUCUGAAGUCGACGAAAGAAAAAAUCGCCAAACUUCCGGAUUACAAUAAAUGGUCGAGUCAUAAACUUGCCUGCCUUCAGUUUACACUAGGUACCACUGGCGAUCAGAAACUCGUCGCCCUGUCCCACUAUCAAAUGCUGAAUGGCGCGCGAGCGGUGGCGAACGCGUUCGGAAUCAACAAGGAACAUGUUCUAGCGUGCGCUCUUCCAAUCUUUCGUAUCGCGAUAUUCAAUCUCGUGUGUUUGUCGCCGUUCCUCACCGAAUGCCGCUCGGUGUUUCCCGAGCCGUCGCCAUUGCCGAAGAACUUGUUCGCGAGUGUCAGCAAGUACAAAUGCACCACACUGUUGUCGAACGGCGCGGCUCUUCGUCUUCUGCUGAAAAUCAGCCAAACCCAAAGAGUCAAGCUCGCCGCUUUGGAGAAUAUCUUGCUUAUCGGAGAUCGAGUGUCGAAAGAGGUCCUUCGUUUAAUCAAAAUCCAGGCGGAAAAUGUGAAAAUUAUAGCGGUUGGCUAUUUGCUCACGGAAACUGGCUCAAUUCCAAUUAUGGGCGAUCAAAAUACGGAUUUCACGCGAACAAUUGGCAAACCGAUUGCAGGAUAUGAGGCCCAUCUGAUUCCAUUGGACGGUAGCGAAAAUGCGGUCGAAGUUGGGAAACUCGGCAAAUUGCUGAUUCGCGUCUAUUAUGGCUCAACUUUUAUGGGCUACGCGCCAGAUACGCACGGCAAAGAGAAAUGGGUGGAUACUGGAGAUAUUGCUCGGCAAGAUGAAAACGGCGCGUUUGAAAUUGUCACCAAUGAGGAGGAUUUGAUUUAUGACAAAAAUAAUUGCAUAAUUGAGCAUUGGAAUGUCGAAAGGCUUCUCAAUCAGAAUGAUUUGCUUAAAGGGAUUCAGGUGGUGUCCAAAGGACGAGACCAACCAGUCACCGCUGUUUGUGUUGCCCGAAAUCGGCAAUUUAAUGCGGCUCAAUUGAAGGAUGAGCUCAAAAAUAUGUGUCGAAAUCAUCGGUUCCCCGUACCCGAAGCUUUUGCAUUUGUCGACGAAUUUCCGCGAGUCCACACGAAAAUUCAAAAAUUCCGCAUUCGCGCCAUGCUCGUUUCUGGCGAAAUUGCGGUGUUUUAA
Messenger RNA from Caenorhabditis bovis, 1707 nucleotides. NCBI's taxonomy places the organism in Eukaryota, Metazoa, Nematoda, Chromadorea, Rhabditida, Rhabditidae. The record is from the annotation of a GenBank genome assembly.